Molecule: messenger RNA, 1266 nt
Organism: Penicillium cinerascens
Lineage: Eukaryota; Fungi; Ascomycota; Eurotiomycetes; Eurotiales; Aspergillaceae
Product: FAD-dependent oxidoreductase
Exons: 1
Coding region: 1-1266 (421 amino acids)
Molecular function (GO): monooxygenase activity; FAD binding
Source: RefSeq, a predicted model, not a curated record
AUGCUAAGCAAUCCCCAGGCAAUCAUCAUUGGGGCCGGGCCCGCAGGCCUCGCGGCGGCUCUGCGUCUCCACCAACAAACAGACAUAAAAUGCACGGUGUACGAGCUGCGCCCCGAGCCCACGACGCUGGGUGGGGCCGUUGGAAUCCUGCCUAACGGUCUGCGCCUGCUGCACCGACUGGGUGUUUACGACGCAGCCGUAGCCCGGGGAUAUAGCGGUCGCAAUCUGACACUCCACUCGGUGCAAGGUCAUGUCAUUGGCUCAAUGGAUCACGUUGGCUGGGCGCGCGAGCGGACUGGAUUUGGGUAUCUGCGGAUCAAGAGAGCGGCUUUGCAGGAUGUCCUCCUCCAGGCAACGACUAAGGCGGGCAUUCCUGUUCGCUUUGGAAAACGGUUGACCACGAUCGACGAUAGUGUUGAUGGGGUCAAGGUUACUUUUUCUGAUGGCUCGGUUGAUUCUGCUGACCUCCUGAUCGGCUGUGAUGGCAUUCACUCCAAUGUUCGGCGCUCGUAUAUCGACCCGACGCAGACAUCGGAGUACUCGGGCUUGUCCGGGAUAAUGUCGAUUGUUCCGGCGGAGGUUGUCUCAGCUGAGGUCAUGGAUCAAAUCUCGGGCCUUGAAGCUACCUUCACGGAGGAAGGGAUGCUGGCCAUGAACCCAUGCACGGCGUCCAAAGACGAGUUAUUCUGGUUCUUUACCAAGGAGGUCCCGCUCCCCGAGUCUGGUGAUAGCCGUGAUGGAUGGGAAGUGCAUGGAAAAGAAGAGGUGGAAGGUUUCAAGACCAUGAUACUCGGCGUCUUGAAAAAUACAGAAGGUGAGUGGGGAAACGCGCUGAAAAAAGUCAUCAGCAACACCUCUGUUGUCAAGUUCUACCCCAUCUAUCGCCUUCCCCUGGGCAAGGCAUGGUCCAAAGGCCGGUGUGUCUUGGCUGGUGAUGCGGCGCACGCGAUGUCGCCGCAUGCUGGACAGGGUGUUUCCAUGGCACUCGAAGAUGUGUUCCUGCUCUCUCGUCUACUCGAGGAUCGCACACGCCCUCUGGGCGAGGUCUUUGAGAAAUACGACGCCAUUCGCAGACCUCGUGUAAAUGAGAUCUUCAAAAUGGCUGCAGAUAAUGGUGAGAUGAGGAAAAGGAUUACCCCUUGGCGGCUUUGGUUCAGGGAGAUUACGAUAACAUUGGGAAUGAACAUGUCGUGGGCCCUGGGACUGGACAAGAAGGGAAUGAGACAAGGGCACUUGACUUACGACAUUGACGAGGCGGAGCUGUGA